AAGAGAACUAAAAUCUAGCUUCGGUUCCGAAGCAACACCAUGACCGUUGUACCGAACCAAAAUUUAAAAACUCCCGUCUGUUGUCUGAUCCGCUCGAUUCCACUUCUUCCACGUUUUCCGAGCCAAAAAGAUUUUACUCACUGCAUUGUUUUCAAAAUCAACAACUCCCCCAAUCUCUCUUUCUCUUUCUCUUUCUCUUUUCCUACAUAGAAAAUAAAAAUGGUGUCCAAGUUCACAAAGAAAACCCCACCCAAAUCCAUCAAGGACUGCCGGAACAACCGUGGCCGGCAUCGGCGAAGAUCUCCCGUCAAAAAAGCAGCAAUCAGAGCCUCCUCCGCCGUACUCACCACCAUCAACAAGUCCCUCUACACCUGCCACCGCCGCCUCAUCAAGAUCUUCUCCAAGUUGGCCCGAAUCGGCAGCCCGAACCGAAACAAAGGCUACAAGAUCCUAACCAAAACCAAAGAAUCCGAAAACAAAUACCGACCCGAUUUCGAAAUCCCCUCCUCAAUCCGACGGACGCUCGUCUUCGACAACAACAACGGCCUCCCGCCGAUGAUGUCGCCGGAAAGGCGGACCGUCUUCCUCGACCUCGACGAGACACUGGUCCACUCAAUGCCGGAUCCACCACCAGAGAGGUUCGAUUUCGUGGUCCGGCCGGUGAUCGACGGCGAGAUCCUCAACUAUUACGUGCUGAAGCGGCCGGGAGUGGAUGAGUUUCUGGAAGCGCUCGGAGCAAAGUACGAGUUGGUGGUGUUCACGGCCGGUUUGAAGGAGUACGCAUCGCUCGUAUUGGACCGGCUCGACCGGAAGAGAGUGAUCGCUCACCGGUUGUACCGGGACUCGUGCAAGGAGGUGGACGGCCGGUUCGUGAAGGACCUGUCCGAAUUGGGAAGGGAUUUGAAGCGCGUGGUAAUCGUCGACGAUAAUCCAAACUCGUAUAUGCUCCAGCCUUGUAAUGCGGUUCCGGUCCGACCGUUUGUGGACGAUCUGGAGGACCGGGAGCUGACUAAUUUGGUCAGCUUUUUCAAGGGCUCUGAUCAUUUUGAUGAUAUGAGAGACGCGGUCAAACACUACUUUGCUCGUGGAGAUAUUGACCAAUUAUUAGUGACUUCGGAAUUGUAAUUUUACUUUUACCAGUUUCUCUUCUUUUUCUAUUAUUUGUGGGGAGUUUCUCUAUUUUCUUUUUCUUGUUCAUAUUAUGUUCUGUUGAACAUAAAAUUGUUCAAUUUUUUAAUGGCAAAAAUUCAAAGAAGAAACUCCCAGAAUAAUCCCUCUACAUUUAUUUGGUACUAUAAUCUUUUAAUUUCAAAUUGUCACUCAUUUUCUGUU
Messenger RNA from Ziziphus jujuba (common jujube), 1332 nucleotides. RefSeq lists its product as uncharacterized. Bases 220 to 1125 code for a protein of 301 amino acids. The transcript has a single exon. NCBI's taxonomy places the organism in Eukaryota, Viridiplantae, Streptophyta, Magnoliopsida, Rosales, Rhamnaceae. Gene Ontology annotation, molecular function: phosphoprotein phosphatase activity. The record is from RefSeq and is a predicted model, not a curated record.